AUGCAAAAGCUCUCCGUGAUUCUCCUCAUCACCACCUUCUUGUGUGUCAUUCUUGGUUUGACAAGUGCUCUCUCAUUAGAGAAGAAAUUAGCCAAAGCUUUGAUCCAAGAAAUUAAACAACAAUUACUCGAAAAGAAUGUCCAAUCAUUGGCUGAUCAACAAGCCUUCGCUCCAGAAUCUCGUUGUACCAAUGUUGCCUCCGCAUUGAACGUUAGAACAAGUCCUGGUGGAAACCUCGUCAAGACUUUGGGAAAUAAUGUUCCUGUCACUGUCUAUGAAACUACUGAUAAGGAUGGAACUAAAUGGGCUCGUAUUGGUGACAAUCAAUGGGUUUCUGCUCAAUUUUUAAAGAUGGCAUGUUCUAAUAGUAAUACUAAUACUGGUUCAUCAUCAACUGCCGGUGGACGUGAUAGUAAGACUGGUGAUAAGGCUGCUGAAGCUUUGGCUGAAAUUUUCAAGAGUGAAGGAAAGUGUCAAAAUUGGGCUAGUGAUUCUGGAAAUUCAUUCCAAGGAAAGAUUGGUUACACUUGUAUGGGUGUUAUUCCAGCUGAAUGUUGGAAUAAUAGAAAUGGAAUCUUUGCUCCAUUGGCUAGUGGUUACACUGGUCAUCCAGCUGAUUUCUGUUACUAUGCUUACAAUAAGAAUAUUGCUGUUUAUAAGACAUGUGCUGCCAAAUUGUACACUACUAAUUAUUUCACUCCAGGAGGAUGUGCUAACUUGCCACAACCUGCUUUCUAUGUCUGUGCUGAUAUUGCUGUCAACUCUGGUACUGGUAGAUCAAGACAAUACCUCAAUGAACUCGGUGGAUACAAGAAUCAAGAUGCUAAGGCAUUCGCUAGACUUUUGAACGAAAGACACAGAAAGGAUUAUUUGUAUUGGGGAAGACCAGGUACUGCCAAUAACAAGUUCUUGAAGGGAUGGUUAGCUAGAGCUGAUGCUAGAGCUAAAUAUAUUGAUACUUAUUAAAUAAUCAGUAUUC
This is a messenger RNA of Naegleria gruberi, 979 nucleotides long. RefSeq lists its product as uncharacterized. The transcript has 2 exons. The record is from RefSeq and is a predicted model, not a curated record. Lineage: Eukaryota; Heterolobosea; Eutetramitea; Acrasida; Naegleriidae. Bases 1 to 966 code for a protein of 321 amino acids.